Molecule: messenger RNA, 786 nt
Organism: Acaulospora morrowiae
Lineage: Eukaryota; Fungi; Glomeromycota; Glomeromycetes; Diversisporales; Acaulosporaceae
Source: the annotation of a GenBank genome assembly
AUGUUUAAUGCGGAAGAUGAUCAAUCGUCCACUACGCAGUUCAAAGAGUUUCUAUCGCAAUACUCUUGCUCUCCGGAUAAAACGCGUGAAACAAGUGCAGCAAAACUUGGAAAAUUAAAAAAUCGCGCGUCUCCAUAUCGAAAACAAGAAUUUCAUAAGUCUUCGAUCCCAACCAUUGAGGAGAAGGUUUCUAGUAACCCUGACAUUAUUGACUUUAAUUUGAAAGUAUUGUUCGUGGGCAUUAAUCCAGGAAAAAGGAGUGCACAAGUUGGACACCAUUUUGCCCAUCAUUCAAACCAUUUUUAUCCUUGCCUUAUCGAGAGUGGAUUCACCAACAACGAAAUAAUUAAUUAUGAAGAAGACGUGACCUUGCCAAAAAGAUUUAAUAUCGGCAUCAUUAAUGUUGUCGGUCGUGAUACUCGUUCUUCCGCGGAUUUAUCGGCAACUGAAUUAAGAAAUGGAAUUCCUUCAGUAAUAAAAAAGGUUAAACUCUACAAACCGAAAUUUUUAUGUUUUAUAGGAAAGUGUGGGUUUGAUGCAUUUGAGAAAGUUUAUGGAACACGCGAUAAAAGCAGAUCCAAAGAUUUUGGUUUACAAUCAUUAAAAAUAACUUGGGAAAACGACAAUGACGACAAAAGUCAAAACGAAAAAGACGGUGUUGGAGAAAGAUUCACAAAGGUUUUUUGCAUACCUUCAACAAGUGCCAGAGUAAAGCACUAUCAAAAAUCAGAUAAAUUAAAAUACUUCAAAGAAUUAAACAGUCUAAUUAAUGAUUACGAAGGGUAA